AGUGAUGUCAUAGUAUGGGAACAGUUGUGCACACUGCUUGUUUAGAAGAACUAUGGUUCCCUUCCAAUCUAAGGGGGCGGUAAAGGGAAGCUACUAUUCUUUUAGUGGUCGCCCACCGUGUAAGUCAUCACUUAGUUAGAUGUGUUUAAGAUUCACAAGUAGUUCAAAAUUGGGUGGAUUUUUAAUAUAUCCCACCAGACCUUUCCAUGAGGUAAGGAAGUGAAGGAGGGGCUGCUGUCUACAAAACCUCUCAUACACCCACGUCUGCUUCACGCAUCUGAGCCAGCCCCUGAACACACACUGCGGGACCACUCUAUCUCAACUCCACGUCUUUCACAGCUUUCAUGAACGACACACUGAUAAAGGCUUAUCUCUUAUGAGGAUGCACUUGAUGUCUGCAAAAACAAAGUAAACUGGCAUCAUCACAAUCAACUGAAAUGCACAAGUUACAAAACAGCUUGGCUCUAGGAUCAUGCCCAGCUGAAUAAGCACAAGAAUCCAGGGUCAAUUCUCAAGCUGUACAGCACACCAGAGCUGCUGCUGCUGCCAGGGCAUGGAGAGUCUCUUUGAACAUGUGGGGCAUUUUGGAAGAUUCCAAGCAUAUGCAUACUUCACAUCUGCCUUUCAAGCUAUUUCUUGUGGCAUCCACUACUUGGCCUCUGUGUUCAUUGCCGUUACGCCAAACUAUGUAUGCAGACCUCCAGGAAAUGUGAGCCUGGUACUGCUCCAUAAUAAUACUUUUUCCCAGAUUAAUGAAGUUUGGGAUAUAUGGACAUCCCCAAAAGAUUAUCUUGCUGUUCAACAGGAAAAUGGGGACAUUUGGGAACUACAUCGCUGCAGUCGCUUUAAACGUGAAGGUUCAUUUACUCCAACAUAUACAUAUGAUGGAAAUAAGACAGUAUUUGCUUGCUCUGAUGGAUAUCAAUAUGAUCACAGUCAUCUGGAAAGUAGCAUAGUAACAGACUGGGAUCUGGUGUGUGACCAUGAAUGGCUUGCUAAAUUGGCUCAACCAACAUUCAUGCUUGGAGUACUUAUUGGUGCAGUAGUUUUUGGUGAUAUCGCAGACAGAGUGGGAAGACGACCAAUAAUGUGGAUCACAAGCUCAUGCCAGUUUAUAUUCGGUGUUGCAGUGGCAUUUACCUUCAACUACUACAGCUUUGUCAUUACUCGUUUUAUCCUGGCUAUGGUGUCGAGUGGCUACCUAGUUGUGGUGUUUGUUUAUGUGACAGAAUAUGUAGGAAGUAAAUUUCGCACUUGGGCCUCAAUACACAUUCAUACUUUCUUUGCUGUUGGAGUUAUGAUCGUGGCUCUAGUUGGUUAUUUGGUGCGUACUUGGUGGAUAUAUCAAUUAAUACUGUCUGUCAUCACCCUACCAUUCGUAAUGUGCUGCUGGAUGCUACCUGAAACUCCAUUCUGGCUGCAGUCCCAACGAAAAUGCAAAGAGGUAGAAAGGGUCAUUGCAACAAUGGAAAAGUGGAACAAAGUGAGCACUCAAUUCAAGUUAUCAGAAUUAUGCCCGGUGGAGGAGGGCAGGGAGCCUAGUGGAACUGAUGCCCAGCCUGCCAAAAAACACAACUUAUUUGAUCUAUUUCACAACUGGACGUUUGCCAGAAGGACCGUAUCUGUGUGGCUUAUUUGGUUUACUGGAAGCUUUGGAUAUUAUGUAUUUGCUUUAAACUCUGUCAACUUGGGAGGAAAUGAAUAUUUCAACUUAUUUCUUGCAGGUGCUGUGGAGAUUCCAUCAUAUAUCGUCUGCUGUUUCUGUAUGGACAAACUUGGAAGAAGGAAUACACUGGCUCCGUUCCUUUUACUCAGUACUGUCAUCUGUAUUGUAAUUAUGGUCAUUCCAGAGGACUACAAUACAAUAACCAUUGUUAUGAGCAUGGCAGGGAAGUUUUCAGUAGGUACUGCAUUUGGAUUAAUUUACCUAUACACAGCUGAACUAUACCCAACACUCAUACGAUCCUUGGCUGUUGGUAGUGGGAGCAUGAUAUGCCGGGUUGGUAGUGUGGUUGCGCCAUUCUGUGUUUACCUGACAGAUGUAUGGAUAUUCAUGCCACAGGUACUUGUCGGGACCCUGACCUUAGUUACUGGUAUUUUAACUCUUAUGCUGCCAGAAACACUUGGAAAGCCACUUCUAAACACUAUGGAAGAAGCUGCAGACACAGAGGAACAGGAAAAAAUGAAAAAGAAGCCAAUGGAAGCCAAUGGUGUUGUAAUGGAAAAACUAGAAUCCUCUAAUGCAGAUAACUCCAGUGAAUCUCUAAUGCACAGAUUAUAAAUACUCUCCCUAUGUGAUAUACAUUCUGAUAAACCCAAUAAUCCACCUGCACAUCAAUGAUAUUUGUAGUCAAUGAAAUGUGUGCAGCUAUGGUGGAACAGAUUGGAACUUUUUAUAUGACAGAUAAAAUCAAAGGCACUAACAUUAAUUUCUGGAAAGAGGCACUCAUGUGGUAGAUGCAAAAUCAGAUCAUAACUUAAUGCAGAGAUGCGCCAUUUCAGAUA
This is a messenger RNA of Bufo bufo (common toad), 2505 nucleotides long. RefSeq names its product solute carrier family 22 member 16 (gene SLC22A16). Bases 554 to 2281 code for a protein of 575 amino acids. Gene Ontology annotation, cellular component: membrane. NCBI's taxonomy places the organism in Eukaryota, Metazoa, Chordata, Amphibia, Anura, Bufonidae. Gene Ontology annotation, biological process: transmembrane transport. The record is from RefSeq and is a predicted model, not a curated record. The transcript has 8 exons.